Messenger RNA from Aricia agestis (brown argus), 1871 nucleotides. RefSeq names its product dnaJ homolog subfamily A member 2-like (gene DnaJ-1). The transcript is spliced from 2 exons. NCBI's taxonomy places the organism in Eukaryota, Metazoa, Arthropoda, Insecta, Lepidoptera, Lycaenidae. Gene Ontology annotation, cellular component: cytosol; cytoplasm. Gene Ontology annotation, biological process: protein refolding; response to heat. Gene Ontology annotation, molecular function: ATP binding; Hsp70 protein binding. The record is from RefSeq and is a predicted model, not a curated record. The coding region runs from base 63 to 1280 and encodes 405 amino acids.
UUCAUUUUUUCGUAAUUUUUCAUCAGCCAAAAUUUUGCUUCUUGCUGUGAUAAAUUAAAAUAAUGGCUGAUAAUAAAUUGUACGAAAUAUUAGGCGUGUCUAGAAGCGCUAGUGAUUCUGAAAUAAAAAGAAACUAUCAUAAAUUAGCGAAAGAAUUUCACCCAGACAAAAACCCUGCGGCUGGGGAUAGAUUUAAAGAAAUAAGCUAUGCUUACGAAGUAUUGUCUGAUCCUAAGAAAAGACAAACCUACGAUAAGUUCGGAUUAAAGGGUCUUCAAGAAGGUGGCCAAGGCGGGGGCUUCCCUUCAGAUGACUUCUUUGGUCAUCUGUUCGGUGACAUCUUCGGGAUGGGCGGGGGACGAGGCGGCGGCCGCGGACGCGCCCGAGGCGAAGACACCAUACACCCUUUGAAAGUAUCUUUAGAAGACAUGUACAUGGGAAAAACUGCUAAAUUACAACUUAGUAAAAAUAUUAUCUGUGGUGCAUGUAACGGUGUCGGUGGAAAAGCAGGGUCAGUUGUUUCAUGUAGAGACUGUCACGGACAGGGAUUGAAGGUGUACUACCAACAGAUCGGUCCCCAUAUGACUCGUCAAUAUCAAUCCCGGUGUCCUAGUUGUCAAGGACAAGGCGAAACUAUCAAUGACAAAGACAAGUGCACCAAAUGUAAAGGUAAAAAGGUACUCAAUGAAACUAAAAUAUUGGAAGUGCAUGUAGAAAAGGGAAUGAAUGAGAACCAGAAAAUUUACUUCCGUGGUGAAGGUGAUCAACAGCCGGACACUCAGCCCGGGGAUGUCAUCAUUGUGUUGCAACAAAAACCUCAUGACUUGUUUCAAAGAACUGGCGAUGAUCUUGUGAUGAAACGUGAUAUUACUUUGACCGAAGCACUGUGUGGAUUCGAAUUUGUAGUCAAACAUUUAGAUGGAAGAGAUCUUCUCGUUAGACAUCUACCAGGUGAGGUAAUAAAACCAGGAGACCUAAAAGGUAUUCAAGGUGAAGGCAUGCCUCAAUAUAAGAAUCCAUUUGAAAAAGGUAAUCUGUACAUAAAGUUUGAUGUAAAGUUCCCUGAGAAUCAUUUUGCUUCCGAAGAGCAAAUUAAACAAAUUGAAAGUAUACUUCCUCCCCGUCCAGCAUUUGUGAUGCCCACAGGUGAAGAUGUCGAAGAGGUGAACAUGAUGGAAUACACCCCUAGUGACAGAAAUCGUGGCCGAGAAGAGGCUUAUGCUAGUGACGAUGAGGAGCAUAUGCAUGCAGGUCCAGGAGUACAAUGUGCACACCAGUAGUUCAAUUCAACCUCCAAAUCCUCUCAUAACUUGUACUGACAAGUCUCACACAACUUUUAAGUUAGGUAGACAAUAUUCAUUACUAUUAUAAUGCUAAUAUGAAUAUGACAAUGCUAGAGUAGAAAUACUAAAUCAAAUUAUUUGCUAAUUUGAAUAUUUUAUAAUCAGGGGCUCUUAAAUUGUAAAGUAUUUUACCUUGGCCUUUUAGGUGUAAUUAUAAUUUAAUAUUUGUAUAAUGUGUGGAAAAGGUUAAUUAUGUAAAAUUUCCAAUCAUUCAUUCCAUUAGCACAGGUGCAUGUUAAUUAUAUAAUAUCAUCAGGGGUUAAGUGAGGCGAACAAAGCAAUUGUUUUGCCACAUUAAAUGUAUUUUUUCAUUUAGAGCAUUACUCAUUGCCCAGGUUAUUGUGAUAGGCCUAUACAAACUUGUAACAAACGGAUUAAAUUAAUUUCAAAGUUGUUUACUUUUCCUUACCUAAGUUUGCUUGAUAUUGUGUUUUAGGUUUAGUGCCAGUGCCACUUGAGGCAUUAUUGUACAACCGUAGACAUAAUAUGUAUUGACCAUUGGCAAAAUAAAUUAACUAAAAAUUUUAA